Molecule: messenger RNA, 318 nt
Organism: Effrenium voratum
Lineage: Eukaryota; Dinophyceae; Suessiales; Symbiodiniaceae
Source: the annotation of a GenBank genome assembly
AUGACCCAUGGAAGAUCUGGGAGAUCUGCAAGCCCGCAGCUGGGCCCAUUCACCAAAAUGAUGUUCAUUGCGCCAUUGUCACGCAAAACCAGGUUAACACUUACAUGUUCUGAGCAAGGCUACUGCAGGCUGUUUAUCCUUUGCCCGGCCAGGUUUUGUAAGUGUGUGAACCUCGCAGAUACAUCUUACCUCGCUUGCGAAAAUGGAUUUGGUGUCCAGCGCAUUGGCUAUGUGGAGCGGCUCCUGAAUAGAGCAAAAUUUGGAUGCCGCCUGCGGCAAGAGGGCCAACAGUUGCAUGUGACGCUCGUGCGUCGAUAG